GGGGCUGUCCUUGCAGGUUGGAGCAGGAAUGGGCUCCAAAGCCAAGGCCAUUGCCGGUCUCCUGGCAGCCACCUGUGUCUGCAGUGUCAUCGCCCUCAUUCUGAGCGUCGUGAAUGUCAAGGAUGUGCUUCUUCCCCCCAGCACCAAGUACGGUCUGGUGUUUGAUGCUGGCUCCACACACACGUCCCUCUACAUCUACCGGUGGGCUGCAGACAAGGAGAACGGCACCGGCAUUGUGUCCCAGGUGGAGGCCUGCUCUGUGGCCGGACCCGGCAUCUCCAGCUACGCCGAUGAGCCUGCAGGGGCUGGCGCCAGCCUGAAGCCUUGCCUGGACAAGGCCAUGAAGAUCGUCCCGGCCGAGCAGCAGCGGGAGACCCCCACGUACCUGGGGGCCACGGCCGGCAUGCGGCUGCUGAGGGAGGAGAACAGCACCAAGGCCCAGCAGGUCUUGGCCGAGGUGUCCAAGGCCAUCGGGGAGUAUCCCGUGCAUUUCCGCGGAGCUCGGAUCCUGACGGGCAGCGAGGAGGGCUCCUUUGGCUGGAUCACUGUCAACUACCUGCUGGAGACCCUGCUCAAGUUCUCGUUUGCAGAGCAAUGGGAACAUCCCCGGGACACCGAGGUUCUGGGAGCUCUGGACCUUGGCGGUGCCUCGACGCAGAUCACCUUCCAGCCCGGGGUCCCUGUGCAGGACAGGAACACGUCCGUGUUCUUCCGGCUCUACGGCACCAACUACUCCCUGUACAGCCACAGCUACCUGUGCUACGGGCAGAGCCAGGCCCUGAAGAUGCUGCUGGCAGCUCUGCACCAGGCCAGCUCGAGUGCCCAGAUCUCCCACCCCUGCUACCCGCGGGGGUACCGGGAGAACCUCACUGUGGCAGAGCUGUACGACAGCCCCUGUGUGCGUGCACCGAGCUCAGCCAGCCCUGGCCUGGUCCUGACGGUGACAGGGACAGGGGAGCCAGGCGCGUGUGGCAGGGCCAUCCAGAGUCUCUUCAACUUCAGCUGCGGGGCAGAGCGGCCGUGCGGCUUCAAUGGGGUGUAUCAGCCCCCCGUGCGGGGACAGUUCUUUGCUUUUGCUGGGUUCUACUACACCUUCCACUUCCUGAACCUGACCCGUCAGCAGUCUCUGAGUGAGGUCAACACCACAGUCCAGUCCUUCUGCAGGAGGAACUGGACAGAGCUGGUGCAGAGCUUCCCGCAGGAUUUGAAGCACCUGCACACCUACUGCUCCGUGGCCAUUUACAUCCUGACACUGCUGCUCGAUGGCUACAAGUUCAACGAGCACACCUGGAGCAACAUCCACUUCAGCAAGCAGGCAGCAAACACUGACAUUGGCUGGACACUGGGCUUCAUGCUGAACUUCACCAACAUGAUCCCUGCCGAGGCUCUGCAGCACGUCAAGGGCCACCAGCCCGGCCUGUGGGCAGGGGCUGUCUCCUUCCUCGUGCUGGCCAUCCUGGCAGGCCUGGUGGCUGUUUUCCUACAAUGCUUCUGGAAAACAAAGUAGCUCCCAGCCUCCUGACUACAGGCAUCCUGCCCACUGAAGCAGGGAGUUGAUGCAGAAGAGGUGGAAAGUGAAGAAUGAAGGCGUUAGACCCAUCUCCAUUGCUCAGGACAUCUGACUGGGUCAUCUCUGUGAAUGUGGAAGAUGACAAAGGUGUAUUGAUCUCUCUCCAAGAGGAAGAAGACUCCUUUAAUCUGACUGCCAAAAGCUGAUUGAGACUUGCUGGCUGGAUGAAGCCAGAAAAACUCAAACUAGAAAUAAAAUCAUAUAAAAUUUGUUUUUCAAAUAUGAA
Messenger RNA from Parus major (Great Tit), 1796 nucleotides. It is a transcript of the gene ENTPD8, whose product is annotated as ectonucleoside triphosphate diphosphohydrolase 8. Lineage: Eukaryota; Metazoa; Chordata; Aves; Passeriformes; Paridae. Bases 29 to 1507 code for a protein of 492 amino acids. Gene Ontology annotation, biological process: nucleoside diphosphate catabolic process. The record is from RefSeq and is a predicted model, not a curated record. The transcript has 9 exons. Gene Ontology annotation, cellular component: plasma membrane. Gene Ontology annotation, molecular function: GDP phosphatase activity; UDP phosphatase activity.